UAAAGUUUGUUUUAACUGUCCAAAUGAUCUUUGGUCCGCUAGAAUUAAAGCUAAAGCUACAAUUCCUACAAUAGUCUCCCUUGAACAGUUUUACCUGUCUGUCUACCCGAGCCAUUGUCACCUUCAUCUACUGUACAGACAGUCGAGUUGCACCAAAAAAAGAGAAGAAAAAGAAAAUGAUUAAUCUUCACAUUUAUUAUCAGACAAGUUUUAUUUCAGAUUAUAUAGGUGUUCAUGAUAAUGUGCCUAAAUAUGUACCAAAUACAUUGAGAGGGACUAUCCAAAGAUUCUGUUUGUGCACUCCAGUCCAGCAGGUGGCAGUGAGGCUCGUUUUGCUCACUUUAUUUCACGCCUGUAGCUUUAAACAGCACACAGCAGGCUGUAGUAGUAAAUACAUCCUGUUGUCUGGUCAUUGAGACCAUUUGGACCCGAGUGAGACGCAGCUGACAUGAAACUGAGGCACUGACUGGAGAUGAAACAGGAGUACCAGGAUCUUGUUCUGCAGGCGUGUGGUGCUUCAUCCCUGCGUGUCGGUGUUAAGAUCCAGACACUGUGGAGCGGUUAUGGGGAGAUACUCAGGCUGCACCUGGAGGGCUGCGACCGGCCCUCUGUGGUCGUCAAACAUGUCAAGUUUCCGGAAGAGGCCGAGCAUCCCGGCGGCUGGAACACAGAUCGAUCCCACAGACGAAAAGUAAGAUCCUAUCAGGUGGAGACGCACUGGUACAAGAACUAUUCCACCAAUCGGAGCUGUCGGAUCCCAGCCUGUCUGGCUGCCAGUUCCCAUGGAGACGAGAUGCUGAUUGUGCUGGAAGACCUGGAUUUGGCCGGUUAUGACCAGAGAAGGACUAGCGUGAAGGACAGAGAGAUAAGGGCUUGUCUCAGUUGGCUCGCCCACUUCCAUGCUCUCUUCCUGGGUGUGGCACCAGAGGGUCUGUGGCCUGUCGGUACCUACUGGCACCUGGAGACCCGGCCGGACGAGCUGGAGGCCAUGGAUGACGCCAAGCUCAAAGCAGCAGCUAGUGACAUUGACAAGAUACUCAACGAAUGCCACUUUAAGACCAUCGUUCACGGAGACGCCAAGUUAGCCAACUUCUGUUUUACCCAGAACGGACAGGAUGUCGCAGCUGUAGACUUUCAGUAUGUUGGCGGGGGCUGUGGGAUGAAAGAUGUUGUGUAUUUUUUAGGAAGCUGCAUGGAAGAGAGGGAGUGUGAAAAAAAGGUACCGGGCCUGUUGGACUAUUAUUUCUCAGAGCUGAAGAUAUCUCUGGAAAAAGAUGUGGACUUUGCUGCCCUUGAGAACGAGUGGAGGGAGAUGUUCGCCUUCGCCUGGACGGACUUCCAUCGUUUUCUGCUGGGAUGGAUGCCUGGACACUGGAAGAUCAACCGCUACAGUAAACAGUUGACCAAGGAGGUUCUGCACAAACUGGAGCUUUAAUCAGAACCAAAAACUCUAAUUCUAACAACCAGAGUGCCGAGUGUGUGACUGGAAGGUGACCAGUUCAUAAAUCAUAGAUGGGAAAAUGAAAAAUAUUCAUUUCUGGAGGAAUAAAAGUUUUUGAAAAGUGCUUAGGUUGUUUUUCUUCUAUACUGCAGCUCUUUGGACUGGCAAAAACUUGAUAGACUGCCCUGAACAGGGAUCAAACUCACAACCUUGGGAUUUAAAAGGGUAUCUUCUCAAACCACUAGACUACUACUACCACUUAAAUGCAAAAGAUAAUUUUUCAGGAGAAACUGGUUCACCUCUUUAACAUGGCUGCUAUGACUUGUACUGUAUGUCUAACAGUGUGUUUCUAAACAACUUCAUUUUAAGAUAGGAUGAGACAAGGUGGCAAGUAGGGAGUUUGUGUGUUUGUGCAUGCAGUGUGUUAGUAGAUUAUUUUAUAGUCUACAUUAGGAAGAAGAACAAAGUGUGUGUGUGUGUGUUUUUAGCAAUCACACAAUAAAGAGUGAGUUACCCUG
Molecule: messenger RNA, 1959 nt
Organism: Thunnus maccoyii (southern bluefin tuna)
Lineage: Eukaryota; Metazoa; Chordata; Actinopteri; Scombriformes; Scombridae
Gene: pkdc
Product: protein kinase-like domain containing
Exons: 3
Coding region: 473-1435 (320 amino acids)
Source: RefSeq, a predicted model, not a curated record